Sphaerulina musiva SO2202 is the source of this 1877-nucleotide messenger RNA. RefSeq lists its product as uncharacterized. Gene Ontology annotation, cellular component: spliceosomal complex; nucleus. Gene Ontology annotation, biological process: mRNA splicing, via spliceosome. The coding region runs from base 115 to 1674 and encodes 519 amino acids. The transcript has 2 exons. Gene Ontology annotation, molecular function: zinc ion binding; RNA binding. Lineage: Eukaryota; Fungi; Ascomycota; Dothideomycetes; Mycosphaerellales; Mycosphaerellaceae. The record is from RefSeq and is a predicted model, not a curated record.
CUCCUUAACUCUCACUCACUGAACCACACCUCGCCGACCACUCCGCGAAACAGACACGCCUACUGUGACUGUAAUUGAUUAGCGCCCAUCAAACCUGAUUGACGGACGGCAAAAAUGAUUUACGAAGACCUGCGGGCGGUUCACGAGGACAUUGAGCGCCUGGAGCAGGCCAUUGCAGACCGCAUUCUCGACGACCACAAGCACAUCCGCAGUCGCCUCGUCCGCGACCAUGAAAUCGCCAACUUCCUCCAGCGCAUCCAGACCCAGUCGCAACACGCCAUUCGCCUGUACGAUGAGCAAGAGUCACGCACCCACGAGAUCCAGCAAAUCAGCACCGGUGACACGUACGCCACCUUCUACGACGAGCUGAACAAGAUCAAGGACUUUCACAAGCGCUAUCCGAACGAACCUGUCGAGAACUUGGAGCGCGCAUACAAGCGAGCCGAAGAUGGCGGACCUCCAGGUGGUUUUGCCGGCGACAUCAACACCAUCUUCACUGGCGAAGAAGCCUUCGGCCGCUUCUUUGAUCUGACUCUUCCCCACGAGGACUACCUCAAUCUGCCCGGCGUGAAGAACGUGCGAAAGCUGACAUAUCUGCAAUACCUCGACAACUUCGAUGUAUUCACGCCGCCGAAAUGCAUCAUCAGCCCGCAGGAGAAGAUGACCGACCAAUACUUUGCCUAUGUGGGAUCGCUAGCGGAAUACUUGGAGACCUUUUUGAGGAAGAUCAAGCCGUUGGAGGAUUUGGACAAGCUGAUCAAGAGCUUCCAAGAUGAGUUCGAUAAAGAGUGGUCAGAAGACAAGGUUCCGGGCUGGGAGACUACCAAAGCUGCUUCAAACGGCACAGCCUCGACCCAGCCGACCACAGAAGGCACGGGAGAAGGCGUGUGGUGUGCAGAUUGUCAGAAGGAGUUCAAGAACGACAACGUCUACAAAGCACACUUGACCGGCAAGAAGCAUAUCAAGGCAGCUGAGGCGCGGCAACAGAUGCUCGCGAAUGGUGGUGAAGACACCGAAAUGACAAAUGGCAACGGCCCAGCGGGCAUCAGUCUCGCACGAGUAAAAGAGCGCGCAGUCGCCGAGCGCGAAUACCGCAUCCGAGCGCUCGCCAAGAACAUGCAAACCCAGCGAGAAGACACGCGCGUCAAUGUGGAACGCAAAGCAGGUAUGACAGAUAAGGAACGACAGCAGGAACUUGCAGCCCUGUUUGAGGAAGAGAAUGAGGCGAUGAGCAGACCGGCACACGCGGAGGAAGACGGCGAUGAUGAGGAGGAGAAGGUGUACAAUCCGCUGAAGCUCCCGCUCGCAUGGGAUGGUAAGCCCAUCCCCUUUUGGCUGUACAAGCUUCAUGGUCUCGGCGUGGAAUUCACUUGCGAGAUUUGCGGCAAUUACGUCUACAUGGGUCGUCGAGCAUUCGACAAGCACUUUAGCGAAGCACGCCACAUUUAUGGACUGCAAUGCUUGGGCAUCACGAAGAACACUGGGCUUUUCCGCGAGAUCACGAAGAUUGAGGAGGCCGAGAAGUUAUGGGAGAAGCUGGAGCGCGACAGACACCGGGACCUCGAGCGGAAGGGAGGUGUCGAUGGAGAUGGUAUCGUCGAGAUGGAAGAUCCGGCAGGCAACAUUAUGCCGAAGAGGGUGUAUGAGGAUCUUGCAAAGUCUGGUCUGCUUUAGGAUUGCUGAUCGCACGAUGCAUGAUCUUCUUGCCACGGGGUAGCGGUCCCCAGAUAACAGGUUUCGGAUGAAUGGUGUCUAGGGAGGAUUGGUGCGGAGGGUAGAGUCUCAACGACUGUCCCGCAUCCUCUCUGCAUAAGGUAUAUGCAAACCUCGAGACACUGUACAAUAGAACCCAGCUCGCACGUUUCGAGCAAAUCUUC